Messenger RNA from Chironomus riparius, 1322 nucleotides. The record is from the annotation of a GenBank genome assembly. NCBI's taxonomy places the organism in Eukaryota, Metazoa, Arthropoda, Insecta, Diptera, Chironomidae.
GUUUGAAAAAAAAUUGUCAAGAUCAAGAGCAACAUAAACAAAAAAAAAACAGUGACGAUCAAGUUCAACAACUUGUUAAACGUCGUCAUCAUCAAGAAUAAUCAACAUAGUAAAAAGAAUAAACAUCAGCAGUCGCAACUGUACUUGAUAUUUAAUUGUAGCCGACAAUUUUACAAGGACGAUCACGUCGCAGCUUUUGUGUUCUUGAAAGUAAAUAACCUGAAGAAAGAAGAAGGAAAACAGUCAUAAAUAUAAUGAAGAUUUGUUUAAAAAUUGGAUCAGACUGUGAUCAUAAUCCAGAUGAACUAAUGAUUCCAUUCACAAUGGUUUACUACCUUACAGUAUCUUUUGUUAUUCUAAUCCAGCUUCUCAUAAUCAAGAAACUAUUCUACCGCCUUCCAAACAGCGUUAAUGAUCUAAUGAUCCUCAAAGCUAUCACAUUUGCAUCAUUUCAAGUCAUAGUAUUUAAUAUGUUUGGUAUAGGCGAGUCACACGAUGACGUGCAUAUAAACUUUCGGAUCUUUAUUCUUGCAUUCCAACUUUUGUCAACUGUGCUUCUAAGCAUUUUAAUGAUUGUUGGAUUUUGUGAGAUUCAAAGAGUCAGGAAGUAUGAUCAAAUGGCUGUGACUGAUGAAGACGAAAUGGAAAGAGGAAGUGGAACUGAUUUUUAUUUCAUGAAAGUUAAAUUCGUGUUUAUUGCAUUUGGAAUGCUUUACAGUGCUAUUCUUGUGGUUGGAAUGUCUUUAAUCUUUAAAUUGAUGGAAGUAUCAGAAGAAACUGGAAACUCGUUGGUUUCUUUAACGCCAUCGAUGGAAUUUGCCAGAAAACUAACACAAGAAGACAUUGAUAUUAGCUUUUAACAUAGCUUUCUGUAAAAUUUGGUUCUAUCUGGUGGAUUUUCAUAGUUUUAAGAAUUUCAUUGGAAUGUGUAUGGAAAAACUUCAAAGGAACUGUCAUGAUUCAAAACAGAAAGAUGACGAUUAAGUCGAUGUGUUUAUUAAACAUCAUAUUUUAAUAGUGGACAACCUUUUUACGGGAAGUCAAAUUAUGCUAAACAUGCGAAAUUGGUCAAAAUGGUGAAAAAUGAUCAAAAAGUGAUUGGAACCCUAACAAACGAAUGAGUAUACUCAUGGGACCGUAACAUACUCAAGAGUAUGUUCUGAAUAUACUUUUGAGUUUUUUACUGUACCAUGAGUACACGCACUUGUCUGUUAGGGGAAAGAGUUUCAAACUCUUAAAAGUGGCCUUCUUUACAAUUCGAUAAGAUUAGUCAACUGCUUUAAGGUUUUUAAUAGAUUUAUGGCUUGUUCCAUAAAGACCGU